Molecule: messenger RNA, 1311 nt
Organism: Euleptes europaea (tarantolino)
Lineage: Eukaryota; Metazoa; Chordata; Lepidosauria; Squamata; Sphaerodactylidae
Gene: SPATA1
Product: spermatogenesis associated 1
Exons: 13
Source: RefSeq, a predicted model, not a curated record
AAUCCAUCCCAACCUUCCACAUCAGAGCUUUUAGAACUACAUGUUUUUUAUGUUCCGGAAGAAGUGUGGAACUUCAAGCUGAAUACAAUCCCAGUGGAUAUUACUAGCAAAUUCUAUUCUGCUGGAUUUAUAAGGGUGUCCCCUCAUAUGACCUUGAGAACACUGAGAGAGCAGCUUCAAGAGCACCUAGACGAAGAUGCAGUUGUGAAUAAGUAUACUUUUCUGAAAUGUAUAGGAAAAAAGCUUGCAGUGGUAAAAGCCAAGCAAGAGAUGGAACUGAAGCUUAGAUCAUUUGCUCCUCCAUAUGCAUUUCAUCCAGAGCUUUAUUUGUUACCUGGAGUAAAAAGUAUUUAUUCGUCUUCAUCAUCGACUCCAGAGAGACCUCCCAAUAAUGCAAAAUGUAUGUUAGCAUAUACAUCUCAUCAUAAACCACAUAUUUCAGCUGCUCCAGAUAAUGAAGUGGAUCAAAAUCCAGCAGUUUUGGAGAACUCCUUGAAAAAUCAUUUCAAUCAGGAAAAAGAUGCAAAUACAGAAAAUGAAGACAAUGCAAAAGGAAGACGUACCACAGGAGAUUCUGGGAUCCCAGAAUCCUUGGAAGAUAGAGAUCUGGAAUGUUUACACAGCAAGAAAAGCCAACGGCAUCCUGAUAUUACAAAGUGUGCUGCUGACGCCGGAGGCCUGCAGGAUAACCAGUCUGAUGAGAAUAACAUAAAUAACUUUACACAUCCAAGCCAGUAUCUUUUACCUCCUACUCCACCUCUGCUGGCUCUGUGCAUAAAUAGACCUCCAGCUCCCAACUGGCUAUUUUCAACAGAGGGUAAUGAGCUAAAUAGACAGUUGCAACGUAUCAAGGCAGAAAGAAGGCAUCUGGAGAAGACAAGAGAGGAGCUGGUUAAAAAAGUGAAAGGCUUACUGGAGCAGAACAGAUUUAGGAGAUAUCAUGCUCGUGAUAUAUGGAAGAAAAAAUAUUUUGAAACUAAGAAAGUCACAGCUUCCUUGGAGGAAGAUUUAAACAAACUGCGGGAAAAUUUGGAGCUUCACUACCAGAAAGUAUUGAUGAGGCUACAAGCUAGGCAUGUCCGGAAAAGAGGGAAUGCUUUAACAAAGAAUAAUACAGUUAUCCAGAUUACAACUCUGCAGCAUGAUAUUGAGCAGCUAAGAAGAAAGCGAGACAAUGCCAAAAUGAAACUCGUUAUUGAAAUUAAGAUGAGAAAGCAGGCCACGUCUGAUUUGCAAGCAUUGAAAGCAGAACUGGCACACAAGAAGGUUCAGUCUUCAUUGAAACUCCUGUCUGAAAAACCAGUGCCCUAG